Chelonia mydas (Green sea turtle) is the source of this 8688-nucleotide messenger RNA. It is a transcript of the gene ADAM12, whose product is annotated as ADAM metallopeptidase domain 12. The coding region runs from base 5 to 2788 and encodes 927 amino acids. The transcript is spliced from 23 exons. Gene Ontology annotation, biological process: proteolysis. Gene Ontology annotation, molecular function: metalloendopeptidase activity. Lineage: Eukaryota; Metazoa; Chordata; Testudines; Cheloniidae. The record is from RefSeq and is a predicted model, not a curated record.
UAAGAUGUCAAAGCGUCUCCAUGCAGAGCAGCGGCGCUUCCCUCCUCCUCACCCCCCAGCCCAGAUAUUCAUGCUGCUGCUGAGCCUAAGCUGGUUCUUUAUAGCAUCAUCCAGGGCUCAAGGAGAGAAUGUGGCCAGUAAAUUGGAAUCCUCCAGGCAACAGAUGUCAAAGACCCAGUCAGAACAUUAUGAGAUAAUAAUUCCCUACAUUUUGAAUGGAGAACAAUGGAAACCAAUAAAUGGCAUUGAUUCAAAGAGUCACCCAGCACUGUUGAAGUUUCUAAUACAAACUGAAAGUAAACAACUAGUCAUCAGUCUGGAGAGAAAUGAAGGCCUCUUAGCUGAUGGCUUCACAGAAACGCACUAUUUGAAAGAUGGCACUGAUGUCAUUCUCACACGCAAUUACACGGGUCACUGCUAUUACCAUGGUACUGUGCAAGGGUAUCCUGAUUCUGCAGUCAGUCUCAGUACCUGCUCUGGACUUAGGGGACUUAUUUUAUUUGAAAAUAAAACCUACAUUCUGGAGCCAUUGGAAAAUGCUACAAGUGAACACAAGAUCUACCAAGCAGAGAACCUGAAAAUAGCUUCCGGAUCUUGUGGCAACCAAUUCAACGUCUCUGGCAUCACUAUUGACGACACACCACAGUCUUCUCAAGCAUUCACUAGCAGGCACAAAAGGGAGACUCUGAAGAUAACAAAAUAUGUGGAGCUUGUUAUUGUUGCAGAUAAUCGAGAGUUUCAGAGACAGGGCAAGGAUGUGGAAAAAGUUAAGCAGAGGCUGAUAGAAAUUGCAAACUAUGUCGAUAAGUUCUACAGGCCAUUAAAUAUUCGAGUAGCCCUGGUUGGAGUGGAGGUGUGGAAUGACAUGGAUAAAUGCUCUAUAACACAAGACCCCUUCACCAGCCUCCAUGAGUUUCUGGAUUGGAGAAAGCUGAAACUACUACCUCGUAAACCCCAUGACAAUGCACAACUAGUGAGUGGGGUGUACUUCCAAGGGACUACCAUCGGCAUGGCACCUAUAAUGAGCAUGUGCACUGCAGAGCAAUCUGGAGGAGUUGUUAUGGAUCAUUCAGACAGCCCUCUUGGUGCAGCAGUAACCCUGGCUCAUGAGCUGGGCCACAACUUUGGGAUGAAUCAUGAUACGCUGGAGAGGGGCUGUACCUGCAAAGCAUCUACUGAUAAAGGUGGCUGUAUCAUGAACCCCUCUACUGGCUAUCCAUUCCCCAUGAUGUUCAGCAGCUGCAGUAAAAAGGACCUGGAAAACAGCCUGGAAAAAGGAGUGGGGAUGUGUCUCUUUAACCUGCCUGAAGUUAAGGAAUCAUUUGGUGGACGGAAGUGUGGGAAUGGCUAUGUGGAAGAUGGAGAGGAGUGUGACUGUGGGGAACCCGAAGAAUGUACAAACCGUUGCUGUAAUGCUACGACCUGCACUUUGAAAGCAGAAGCAGUGUGCGCACAUGGACUUUGCUGUAAAGACUGCAAGUUGAAGCCAGCAGGGAUUUCUUGCAGAGAUUCAAGUAAUUCCUGUGAUCUUCCGGAGUUCUGCACUGGAGCCAAUCCUCACUGCCCAGCUAAUGUAUAUUUGCACGAUGGACAUCCAUGCUACAGAGUAGAUGGGUAUUGUUAUAAUGGCAUAUGUCAGACUCAUGAACAACAAUGUGUCACACUCUGGGGACAAGGUGCUAAACCCGCCCCUGGGAUCUGCUUUGAGAGAGUCAAUUCUGCAGGCGAUCCUUAUGGCAACUGUGGCAAAGACUCCAAAAGUUCCUUUGCUAAAUGUGAACCCAGAGAUGCUAAAUGUGGAAAAAUUCAGUGUCAAGGGGGAGCAAAUCGACCUGUAAUUGGUACCAAUGCUGUUUCCAUAGAAACAAAUAUCCCGCUGCAGGAAGGAGGCAAGAUUCUGUGUCGUGGUACCCAUGUGUACUUGGGAGAUGAUAUGCCUGAUCCUGGUCUCGUUUUAGCAGGCACAAAAUGUGAAGAUGAAAAAAUCUGUCUUAAUCGCCGGUGCCAAAAUAUUAGUAUAUUUGGUGUUCAUGAAUGUGUAACAAAAUGCCAUGGACGUGGAGUCUGUAACAAUAAAAAAAAUUGUCACUGCGAAGCUGACUGGGCCCCUCCCCAUUGUGACAAGCCAGGGUUUGGCGGCAGCAUGGACAGUGGACCAACUAGACAAGCAGAUAAUAGAAGUUUAACCAUAGGAAUACUCGUAACUAUUCUGUGCCUUAUUGUUGCUGGUUUAAUCAUGUAUCUCAAAAGGAAGACUUUGAUUAGACUGCUAUUUACAAAUAAAAAGACAACAAUAGAGAAACUAAGGUCUGUGAGUCCAGCAAGGCCUUCCAGUUCAUUUGAGCCUAACCAUGUUCAUACCACAACUCUCAGUAAAAAUCUAGUCAUAAAGCCACAAAAUUUAAACAUACAUCAGAGAGAUGGUACGAGAAGAUUGCUACCAUAUCAGACUAUUGAUAUCAGUAACCCUGUAAAGACAUCUGAUGUACUGAGGUUAAAAACACCCCAGCGAGUCCUACCACCCCUUCACCAGCUACCCUGUCAUCAAACUGUACCUGCACGACCACUGCCAGCUAACCCAGCUCUUAGACUUGCUCAGGAAACUCUCAAACCAAACCCUCCUCAAAAGCCUUUGCCAGCAAAUCCUCUGAACAAAACCGCUCGGUUUAACAAUGCCUCCAGCCCAAUACUUGGACAUCAGAAACUUGUGCCUCACAUUACUCCUGUAAGACCUGCACCUAAACAUCCACAAGUGCCCAGAUCCAGCAACACUGCCUAUGUGAAAUGACAAGAAAAUCUGACACCUUUCUGAAAAAAGUGAAGACAGAAGUUUGCACUAUCUUUAAACUCCAACUAGAGUGGGUUUAAAAAAAUAACAAUACUUAGAAUUUUUAAUGUUUAAAACACCAUUAUUUUUAAGAACUCUGAGCUACUGCUUUUGGUGCUGUGCUGUGCUAUGGUGCUCGUGUACUUGCUCAGGUACUUGUAAAUUAUUAAUUUAUGAUUAAUAUUUAUUACAGUGCAGUGCACUGUAGUAGAUAUUUUUUUUUACCAUAGCUGAGUUUUCCUAGGAAGGAAGCCUUUUUUAUAAUAUUUUAGUGAACUUGAAACAUUCUGCUUUGUGUCUUAUGUAGAGUGUUUAGUUUUGAUCUAUUCUUUAUAGAGUACUGAUACUCAUGGAUAAAUCAAUGAAUAAACAACUCUAGUGAUUUCAAUGGUUUAUAACAAACCUUUGAAUGAUUACAUCAGGGUGAGCCAUGUUUUCUGGAAUCCAGUGAAAUGCCCGAUAUCUGCACACAAAUGUAUACCGUAUCUGUUUAACCAAAAUAACUGUUACUAGUUGUACUGUAAUUUCAAGAGGCCUGGUGUCACUGUUGGAAAUUGUCAGGAAAUCUGUACUUAAAGGGAGCAUAUUGGUUUUGGACAAAUACUAUAUAUCAUAAAAUUGUAUUUUUAGCUCACGGUUUUAUCAAACACAACACAAUCAUUCCAUAUCAAUGCAGAUUCAGGCCUUCCAAUAAUUACAUUUUUUGAUGCUUUGGUAAUUAGAUACAUUCAAUAUCAUAUAAGAUAGCGACAUCUUACUAUGCAAUACAGCUAUACAGUCAAAUACAUUGAAAACACUAAGAUGCUAUAUUUACAAAUAAUUGUUUUAAAAAGAUUAUAUGUAUUUCUGCUGCCUCACUUCUGCUUAUCAACUGUAUUUUACAUAUUUACUACUGUUUUGUAUCUAACUUCUAAAAUGUUAUUGUCCGUCUCUGAUGGAUUUUUCCCCCUUUUUAAUCUCCAAAAUACUCAUACUCCUGUGAACGAAGUGUUAAAAAGACAUACUUUAGUAUAAAGACAUGAUGUAUCUGAAAACAUGGACAGGAUCUUCAUAUCUCUUGAGUACCAUUCAGUGUAAAAAGAAAAGCUACUUUUGCCCUUCAUCUGUAUAUCUAAUCUUCAUCAAAAAGCAGAGAUUGGAAAUCAAUAGCUUUCUGAUUUUAUUUCUUAAUUCACACGGCUGAAAUUGUUAGAGGAAUAUUUUAAGUCCCGCUUUAGCUCCCUCAAAUCACCAUGUGGUGGAUCAUCUCUUUUACAGUGAUAAACAAAUCAAGCUACUACUGACCAUUGCUCCACAUGUGGGUUAAAUUAUAUUAGGAAAAUGGCCAUUUUGCGGCAAAGGCUCAGUGACAGCUCCUCCCUACCUUUUCCACCACCCUGACCUAGCGCAACUAAUGUUGUAAAUGCUUUCACUGUGAGCGUAGAUGCAACAAAUUCAUUUUCAACACUGCUACAGGAAACUUGAGUGUGUGCGGUCCCUUCCACACUCUUUCUGUAACACUGCUAAAAAUAGUUUGUUUCAGCUACACUAUCAACAAACUUUUCUUUUCAAUACAAGUUGAAAAAGACUAAGUGGGAGCCAUUACUAACAUUAUUGUCAAAAAUGGGUUAGUUUCCUGUUCAUAGUUUUUGUUUGUUCAAGCAGAAAGAAAUGUACAGAGGCCUUUGGUUCUCAUUUCAGUGAGUGUAACUCUUUCUUAAUCUCCACUGUAUCAAGACAACAAUAUAGCAGCCAGGUUUAUGGAUGUACUAGCUAGCUAAAUCCACAUUACCAACAAAACAAAUAAACCAAAAUAGAAUCCUCCUCAAAGACAUUUCAGUUCCUAAAACAUGCAUGUUUAAUAAAAUUACCAGUGCUUUAUAAGACAUUCUGAAUAAUGCGAACAAAAUAUUUAUGAUAAACAUGGAGACAUGGUGGCACUCUACUUUUUUUUUAUAUUGGAUUUGGCAAACACCAAAACCAGGUGCUGUUGUGGCUAUUUAAACAACCUUUUUAUGAAUUUUGGAUGGGUAUUUUUGUUUUUAAAAGCCUCAACUCCUCAGUGGCAUCUUGUUCUGUUGCCAGAAUUAGGAAAAUACAUCACUUUUAAAACACACUAGGUUUCAUAUGGACAAGUCAUUCCUUUCAUAGGCUCCCAUUGACUAUACUGUGUCAAAAUAUUUCUGUAUUUCUGAUAACGUUUAAAGACUGUGUGUGAAACUCUGGCCACAUGGAAGUCAAUGGCAACACUCCCACUGACUUUAGUGGGGUUAGAAUUUUACCUAAGGGUUAGCUUCUCAGCUGGUGUACAUCAGAGCAACUUUGUUGACUUCAAUGGAGCUGUAAUAAUUUACAGCAUCUUGGGACCUGAACCCUCAGAUUAUACUGGAGGAAGUUUUCAGUAUGAUAUGCAGGGACUUAGUCCUAAAACUUCUAUUACUAUUAAAAGGACACAAAAUCUUCUGUAUCUUUUUCUUUGUGAUAAUACCCUUCUGAGGUAGGAAAGUAUUCAGUAUUUUUGCAGAGCUUUGCACAUGUAAAGUAUUCUAUGAAAGUGUUAUAGUUUUAGAAAAUCCCAACAACCACAUCAUUUGAAAGUAAAUAUUUUUUCUUCGUUACCCUUUUGCAAAUAUUAAACUUUCCCCAUGUUUCUAAUACAACAGAAGACAAUAUGGCUUUCCUGUCUAUUUCCUUAUUUAUGUAUUAGCUUCCCUGCAUAAUUGUGUGCAGUGAUGGAAAUACUGUUUAGUUGCUGCUUCAGACCCUGCAAAGGAAGCAUGGCGAGUACUAAAAUUAUAGCUGUAAGCCCAAUAAAGGGGUUUUUGAGGGGAUUGGGAUUUUUUUGUUUUGUUUUUGCAACUCUUUCUUGAUUUCUCAAUGAAAAGGUUAUACUUCAGCAGAUUGUGAAUGGGUCAAAUUAUGGGCCUAUAUAAUAGUGGUCUCAAGAGCUGAGAGGCUAAUUUUCCAGUGCCUGCAACUAAAAUGUAUAACUUAAUUCUUUCUGAAAAUAAGGUAUUUCAAGACUAAGAAGCACCAUGAGACAAAUUCUUCCUGGUGUAAUUCCAUGCAGAUGCACCAAGGAGGAUUUUUGGCUACUAUAUAAAAAACAAUUCUUUGUCAAAAUAUGUAAACAGAGUGAAGAGUGUACACUGCCUUACAAUCUAAAUUUCUUCAAGUUCACCAUCACAUGAACCACACAAUCAACAAGAUAUAAGAAAAUAAUGGCUACUUACAGAGGGAACCCUUUUAUGCCUAUUGGGCAUUGUGAAACUAAAACUAAAGGCCAUUGUCUCUUGUAAUUGGCAAAAUUUUGUGACAAAGUGGCACACACUGUAAAAAUCAAACUGCUGCAAGGAACCUAAUCAUUUGAACUGGUACUCUUUAGUGGUGCUAAGGCUUAUUAGGAUGAUACAUGUAUGAUUCUUUAAGUCUACUUUUGUGAAAGAUGUAUUAGCAAGAACAGUUUAACAUGAUAUAGAGGAAUAGAAGUUGAAUGACUGGUCUGAAAGUUUUUUAAACCAGAUCAACUUCCCCUCAUCAUCAUCAAUGUGUUUAAACACAAAGGUGCACUUCUUAAAUAACGUGGACUUAAAAAAGGUUCCAUUUGCAUGUGGUAUAAUAGAUGUUACUACUCAUGUUUUGAAUAUGCUUGAGUAACACCAACAGACCCCAGUUGUCAGGCAGGAUCGAACCUGGGACCUCUAGGAGCUUAGUACAUGACUCUCUACUGUAUGAGCUAAAAGCCAUAUGGCUGUAGCGCAGACUCAUUAAUUUCUCUCUAAGUGGUCUCAGUGCCACUAGAUGGGACAGAACACCACACCCAGAAGGUGUAUGGGUUACACUUGCAUAUAUUACAGGUGGUUAUAGGCACAUCAAUAGAUGGUUGUAAGCACAAGUAACCUAUUAACCUGUUGGAUUCUAUAACAAUUGAUUAACCAUGUAUCAAAGCAUCUGUUAAUCACCCAUUAACCUUUUAAAAACUAUUUAUAAAUGGAACCUUAAAGUGUAACCAGCAUCUCUAAGCAAUACCCCUUUAACAAGCCGGAAUUCCUAGCAUAAAUAUUGCAAUGCCAAAUCUACGAAUGCUUCAUGAAUCCAGUGAGGUUGUGUGUAUGGCUCUUAUUACAGGAUCAGAGCCUCAGUUAACACCCACGCUGACAAAACAGAUUUACAAAGAUCAUAGAUGGGUUAAAACUAAUCUGAACCAUAACAGUUAAGUCUCGAUACUUUAAGAUUGACCUCCAUAUGAUCAUGCGUUUUGCUUAUAUGACCUACAGUGAGAUGAUGCAUCAUUACUAAUAAGACAACGCUUGCUAUCCUACGGUUCAUCUUAAGUCUGCAUGAGAAAUCUCUGAAAAACACCUUUAACCAACUUGUAAAUUAAAAAUUUACAACUACUUAAAACAGCUGACUAAACAGGGGGCCAUAUAUCAACAGUUAUGAAACAUUUAAACUUCUUAAAGCAAAACAGCUCAAGAACACAUAAUAAUUUUGAGAUUAAUUUUACAGUUAAAGGCUAUGAUACAAGUAUGUAUGACCUACUUGAAACUUGCUGACUCAUGUCCUGGUUGGGGAAUGCCAGAGAGAUCUGGACCCUUUGAAAGCAUUCCCUCAUUCUAGAGAGGUAAAAACUUAAAGCAUUGUUGCUGCUGUUACUGGUAAACAACACUCUCCUAGGGAAGAGCACGUACAUGGGCUCUCCACAGAGCAAUGCAUGAAGUUGCAUUAUGUUAGUGCAUGGGACUGGAAGUACAAAUGACCAUCAACAAACUAGUGAAAAUUACUAAAUAUGCGAAGUACAAAAACUGUAUAAAACAGACAGAUAUGGGAUUUUCCCAUCUAAUAUCUUUCAGUUUUAGUAAUCAUAGGUAUUGCUUUUAUAUAGAUACAAGUGUGAUUUUUCCACCUGAGCGUCUUCUUUUAAAUGCCUAGUUAGUUCAAAGCUGCUGUACAUGGCUUUAUUUCCCUGGCAGUUACUUUUUUUAGCAUCAGUUCUGUUUGGUUCCGAUUAUUUGAAAAUGUAAUGUUAUUGCGCUAUUUGCUAAUGCCCAAUAAAUGUUACUAGUUAUAGUUUGUUUUUAAUGCAUUUAGACAUUUACAAUAAGGUUGAAGGAAGAUUCAUUCGUUAAUUAUCUUUUAGUACACUAGGAAAUUUACUUUUGUAAACUCUUUAGUGCCAGAACUCAUUCUACAUACAGAUUAUCCCUUCUGAACAGCAACUAAAUAAAUCUAUCCACAAGAGAUUAUGCCCCUAUGGAUCAUCAUCACAUUUCGCAAAAUAUAGCUAAAUAUAAAUUUAGCUAAUAGUAAACAAAAUAAAAUACUAAUCUACUACAGAUUUAAGAGAGUGUGGGGUCUAAUGGUUUAAAUAUGGGAGUAAGAAUUGGGAGAUCCUGAAUUUUCAUCCUUCUCUUGAUACAGAUUUCUCCUUUUCAUCUUGCACAAGUUACUUAACCUCUCAGCAUCAGUUUUCCCCAUCCGUGAAAUGGAUAUAGUAACACUUAAUUACCCAAUUCAUAGGGUGGUUUUGAAGCGUAAUUAGUAUUGAUAAAGCACUUUAAAAACCAUUGAAGUGCUGCACGUUAUCUAAGUCACCUCAUAAACUUUCAUCUCGCUGUCAAAUUCCUGCUUUCACAUACUCUCUUCUGCAUGGUGUUUGCUUCUCCAACAUGCCUGAAUAUGCCUUUCCAACAUACAUUCACAUCUAUUUCAAAACACCACAAGACUUUUGUAUGUAUUAAUUUAGGCUUUUAAACAAAGCAUUAAAAAGUGUGACCAGUGACUGUAAACAGUCAUUAACAGAGCAGUCACAGAAAAAUAUUUUUAAAAGCCCUUUAAGGCAGGAUAUAUAAAAAUACAAGGCAUGUUUUCAUUUGGUUAGA